GGACAGAGAGCCACCAUCGGGCCGGCGAAAAGGUGUGCACCGCCACAGGUGUCUCGUAUCCGACCUCGAGCUUUGCACCGUUCCACCAGUGCACCGCGUAUUCGACCUAGUGCUCCGGCCCGACCACCGAUCAGUGCACAGUCCCCAUACGUGUAUCCGACGUGGCGCCUCAAAAGGCCCAAAAAUCAGUGCAUCCGUAUCCGACAUCCUCCGCUAUUAUCUGGGGUCCUGGCAUAUAAGGAGCUUCGAUUGAGGCUGUCUCUCUACGCGAAAUUAUGAGGCUACGAUACGUCGCUCGGAUUGCAGGAGUCAUCGCUGCUUGGACUGCCCUGCCCACAGUUGGUGCAUGGGGAGCAGCUGGCCAUGAAAUUGUUGCUACGAUAGCUCAGAUUCAUUUGCAUCCCUCCGUGCUACCGACGUUAUGCUGGAUCCUCGAUCCCGAAGGCGACAACCGAAACUGCCACCUUGCGCGCAUUGCGACGUGGGCAGACCGCGUCCGCAACACCCCCGGCUUCCGCUGGUCCGCGUCACUGCACUACAUCGGCGCCAAGGAUGACUGGCCUUCGAGUCGGUGCGAAUUCCCCGGCGAGAAAGGCUGGGCUGGGCGGCGCGGUGGUAACGUGUUGGGCGCCAUCAGAAACGUCACUGGUAUCCUCGUGAACUAUGCCGAUGGCGCUACGGCGGAUAUGGAGGACGGAGACGCUUUGGCAGCAGAAGCGCUUAAAUUCCUCGUGCACUUCGUCGGCGAUAUGCACAUGCCUCUCCACCUUACUGGACGCGACCGGGGUGGAAAUAGCGACAAGGUUCUCUUCGAUGGCAGGUUAAGCAAUCUUCACUCGGUGUGGGAUGGCUUAUUGAUCGCGAAGGCACUCCGUACCAUCCCCGGGAACUACACUCGGCCACUCCCGUCUCCUCAAAUCGAAGCCGCCCUUCGAGGGACGAUCUACGACCCUUACAUCAGACGUGUGAUGUUCGAAGGCCUCCUCGAAGGCGGGCGCUGGCACGAUGAGGUGGAAGAGUGGCUCACCUGCCCCGCGUCCGUCCCUCUUGGGAUCACUCACGCAGAGUCCGGAACCUCCCGGUUCCUUGCGUCGCUGAUGUCGCAACUGAAACACGCUCUGUUCGGGGCCUACGGCAUUAUGGGCUCUCGCACGUCUUCUCCGGGUGACGAGACCGACGAUGCGAACGUCUGUCCCUAUCACUGGGCCGCGCCAAUCCACAAACUGAAUUGCGAGAUCGUCUGGCCGAAGGCCCUGGACGAGCCGCCGUACCUCGCUAACCCCUUGCUGGAUACGACCUCUCCUGAGGAUCAUCAUCACGCUUCAUCUGUAGAGGAGGAGCUGGCGCAGUUCGACGAGGAUGGCCACUUCGUGGGGGGACCGCGCAAGCCCUAUCCCUGGUUGGAGCUCGACACACCCGAAUACGCCGGUGUCAUUGCCAAGGAGUAUGUUGUCGAACACCUGCUCGCCAUGGGAGGUAUUCGCUUGGCAGCAAUUCUGAAUUGGCUGUUUGCGGAGGUUGACGAGGUCAAGUCAGGACGUGAAUCCAGGCGCUUGUUUGUAUAGGUAUCGAAUCGGACCCUGCGAGCUUGUGUACGUUGUGCAGUGUAUUAUCAUGAGUCUGUCAGUGCUCCCCGUCAAUCCA
This is a messenger RNA of Punctularia strigosozonata HHB-11173 SS5, 1644 nucleotides long. Its product is annotated as phospholipase C/P1 nuclease. The transcript is spliced from 3 exons. NCBI's taxonomy places the organism in Eukaryota, Fungi, Basidiomycota, Agaricomycetes, Corticiales, Punctulariaceae. The coding region runs from base 276 to 1565 and encodes 429 amino acids. Gene Ontology annotation, molecular function: endonuclease activity; nucleic acid binding. Gene Ontology annotation, biological process: DNA catabolic process. The record is from RefSeq and is a predicted model, not a curated record.